AUGUCGAACGGAAAGACUUUCACAUUGAGCAACGGGGUCAAGAUCCCUGGCGUCGGUUUUGGCACCUUCGCCAGCGAAGGCUCCAAGGGUGAGACCUACGCUGCUGUUACCUGUGCCCUCCGCGCUGGAUACCGUCACCUCGACUGUGCCUGGUUCUAUCUCAAUGAGGACGAGGUCGGUGAGGGUAUCCGCGAUUUUCUCAAGGAGAAUACCUCGGUCAAGCGAGAGGACAUCUUCGUGACCACCAAGGUCUGGAACCACCUGCACCGCUACGACGAUGUCCUCUGGUCGGUGGACGACUCUCUCAAGCGUCUGGGGCUGGACUACGUGGAUCUGUAUCUCGUGCACUGGCCGAUUGCCGCCGAAAAGGACGAGCAGCGCAACCCCAAGAUUGGCCCGGAUGGGAAGUAUGUCAUCCUUAAGGAUCUGACCGAGAACCACGAGGAAACCUGGCGUGCCAUGGAGAAGCUGUACGCAGACGGCAAGGCUAAGGCCAUCGGUGUGUCCAACUGGACCAUCCCUCAGCUGCAGCAGAUGGAGAAGUUCGCCAAGGUCCAGCCGCACGUCAACCAGAUUGAGGUGCACCCCUUCCUGCCCAACGAGGAGCUGGUCCAGUACUGCUUCUCCAAGAACAUCCUGCCCGAGGCCUACUCGCCCCUGGGCUCCCAGAACCAGGUCCCCACCACUGGCGAGCGGGUCAGCGAGAACAAGACCCUGAACGAGAUUGCCGAGAAGGGCGGCAACACCCUGGCCCAGGUGCUGAUUGCCUGGGGUCUGCGUCGUGGAUAUGUUGUGCUCCCUAAGAGCUCGAACCCCAAGCGGAUCGAGUCCAACUUCAAGAGCAUUGAACUCAGCGAUGCCGACUUCGAGGCAGUCAACAAGGUUGCGGAGGGCCGUCACUUCCGCUUUGUCAACAUGAAGGACACCUUUGGCUACGAUGUCUGGCCCGAGGAGACCGCCAAGAACCUGUCUGCGUGA
This is a messenger RNA of Penicillium macrosclerotiorum, 978 nucleotides long. RefSeq names its product putative glycerol dehydrogenase (GldB) (gene gldB). Gene Ontology annotation, cellular component: cytosol. The transcript has 2 exons. The record is from RefSeq and is a predicted model, not a curated record. Bases 1 to 978 code for a protein of 325 amino acids. Lineage: Eukaryota; Fungi; Ascomycota; Eurotiomycetes; Eurotiales; Aspergillaceae. Gene Ontology annotation, molecular function: aldose reductase (NADPH) activity.